AUUUAAACAAUCACAUGAGAAUCCAUACAGGACAGACGCCUUUCUGUUGUGAUCUAUGUGGAAAAAGAUUUUGUGAAAAAGGACAAUUAAACAAACACAUAAGAAUCCAUGCAGGAGAGAAGCUUUUCCGUUGUAAUCUAUGUGGAAAAAGAUUUAGUGAAAGAGGAACAUUAAACAAACACAUAAGAAUCCAUACAGGACAGAAGCCUUUCUGUUGUGAUUUAUGUGGAAAAAGAUUUAGUGGAAAAGGACAAUUAAACAGACACAUGAGAAUCCAUACAGGAGAGAAGCCUUUCUGUUGUGAUCUAUGUGGAAAAAGAUUUAGUGGAAAAGGACAAUUAAACAGACACAUAAGAAUCCAUACAGGACAGAAGCCCUUCUGUUGUGCACUAUGUGGAAAACGAUUUAGCCAAAAAGGAAAUUUAAACAAUCACAUGAGAAUCCAUACAGGACAGACGCCUUUCUGUUGUGAUCAAUGUGGAAAAAGAUUUUGUGUAAAAAGUACUUUAAACGACCACAUGAAAAUUCAUACAGGACAGAAGCCAUUUGUUUGUGAUCUAUGUGAAAAAAGAUUUAGGUUUAAAAGCACUUUAAAGACACACAUGAGAAUCCAUACAGGAGAGAAACCUUUCUGUUGUGAUCUCUGUGGAAAAAGCUUUACUCAUAAGAUAAGUUUAAACAUACACAUGAGAAACCAUACAAAGCAAGACAAGGCAAGUUUUUUUGUAUAGCACAUUUCAGUACAAAGACAACGCAAGGGUCCUUCCAUGAUUAAAACAAAGUAAAAUAAAAACAGCAACACAUUGCGAAUAAAUGUAGGAAAGUGAAAGAAGAUAAAACAGGAAAAUGGAAAUUAAGAGCAAAUAUUGGUUUUAUAAACAAUUGCUCUAAAAUUUUUAACUAAUGAUAUUUCAGUUAACUGUUUAAAACAGUCAAAAGCAAUCCUAAACAAAUGUGUUCAGGAAGUCUUUUUGCAGAUAGGUAGAAUAUAGGAAGUCAACUUGCAAGUCUUGAAGCGCUUUGGGGUCGUCGGACUAGUUAAACUGCUAUACAAGUACAAGCCACUUA
This is a messenger RNA of Fundulus heteroclitus (mummichog), 1068 nucleotides long. Its product is annotated as gastrula zinc finger protein XlCGF49.1-like. Gene Ontology annotation, cellular component: nucleus. Gene Ontology annotation, biological process: regulation of transcription by RNA polymerase II. Gene Ontology annotation, molecular function: DNA-binding transcription factor activity, RNA polymerase II-specific; RNA polymerase II cis-regulatory region sequence-specific DNA binding. The coding region runs from base 15 to 731 and encodes 238 amino acids. Lineage: Eukaryota; Metazoa; Chordata; Actinopteri; Cyprinodontiformes; Fundulidae. The transcript has a single exon. The record is from RefSeq and is a predicted model, not a curated record.